Molecule: messenger RNA, 15089 nt
Organism: Sphaerodactylus townsendi
Lineage: Eukaryota; Metazoa; Chordata; Lepidosauria; Squamata; Sphaerodactylidae
Gene: SH3PXD2A
Product: SH3 and PX domains 2A
Exons: 15
Coding region: 150-3470 (1106 amino acids)
Biological process (GO): superoxide anion generation
Molecular function (GO): phosphatidylinositol binding; protein binding; superoxide-generating NADPH oxidase activator activity
Source: RefSeq, a predicted model, not a curated record
GGGGUGGGAAGGAGGUGGGCGGGAGAGCAGCUCCCUAGGAAAUCCUCCUUGAGCGCUAAGGAGCCAUCCAGAAAAAAUAAGCCCACUCAUCAUAAUACAAGGAUACAUCUGGACUCUGUUUGCGUUUCCUGGCUUUCCUGGGGACGAAGAUGCUGUCCUACGGCUUGCUGGACGCCAAUGUGGUGGACGUGGAAAAAAGGCGGAAUCCCUCCAAGCAUUAUGUGUAUAUCAUAAAAGUAACAUGGUCAGACUCAACUUGCCAAACUAUCUACCGCAGAUACAGCAAGUUCUUUGAUCUUCAGAUGCAGCUCCUGGAUAAAUUCCCUAUUGAAGGAGGCCAGAAAGAUCCCAAGCAGAGAAUUAUCCCCUUUCUUCCAGGUAAAAUCCUGUUCAGGAGAAGUCAUAUUCGAGAUGUAGCUGUGAAAAGACUAAAACCUAUUGAUGAAUACUGCAGGGCAUUGGUGAGACUUCCCCCUCACAUUUCCCAGUGUGAUGAAGUUUUCAGAUUCUUUGAGACCAGACCAGAGGACAUAACUCCCCCUAAAGAGGAUUAUGGCUCCUCAAAAAGGAAAUCAGUUUGGAUGUCCAGCUUGUCUGAUUCUCCAAAGAAGGCUAUUUCAGGUGCUGACGCUAGCUCUGAACCCAUGAUCCUGGAGCAGUAUGUGGUAGUGUCUAACUAUGAGAAACAGGAGAACUCUGAGAUUAGCCUGCAGGCUGGAGAGAUUGUGGAUGUAAUAGAGAAGAAUGAAAGUGGUUGGUGGUUUGUAAGCACAUCAGAAGAGCAAGGCUGGGUCCCUGCCACAUACCUGGAAUCCCAAAGUGGGAUUAGAGAUGAUUCUGAAAUUAACAUGUCCAAGGGAGGGGAAGUUUCUAAGAGACGCAAGGCUCACCUGAGGCGGCUGGACCGGCGAUGGACACUGGGAGGGAUGGUCAACAGGCAGCAGAGUCGAGAAGAAAAAUAUGUCACAAUCCAGUCAUAUACCAGCCAAGGAAAGGAUGAAAUCGGGUUUGAAAAGGGAGUCACUGUGGAGGUCAUUCAAAAGAACCUGGAAGGAUGGUGGUACAUAAGAUAUUUAGGCAAGGAGGGCUGGGCCCCAGCAUCAUAUCUGAAGAAAAUAAAAGAUGAACUUUCAUCCAGAAAAAAGAACUUAACAGGACCAGUGGAAAUUAUAGGAAACAUCAUGGAAAUCAGCAACCUGCUGAACAAGAAAUCUUCAAGUGAUAAGGAAACACAGUCAGAAAUUGAAACUGCAGAAUCCCAUAUUUCUAAGAAAGAAAUAAGCUUGCCCAUCUUAUGCAAUGAUUCCAAUGGCAAUGCCAUGAUGACUCAAGACAAGCAAGUCUCAAAGCUGGCACAGGGAUCCCCUGCCAUCGCACGGAUUGCACCUCAAAGAGCUCAAAUAAGUUCUCCAAAUCUCAGAACAAGGCCUCCCCCAAGGAGAGAAUCCAGUUUGGGUUUCCAGCUACCUAAACCCCCUGAGCCACCAUCAGUGGAAGUUGAAUACUACACUAUUGCAGAGUUCCAGUCUUGUAUUUCUGAUGGGAUAAGCUUUCAUGGAGGACAAAAGGCAGAGGUUAUUGACAAGAACUCUGGUGGCUGGUGGUAUGUGCAGAUUGGGGAGAAAGAAGGCUGGGCUCCAGCAUCAUAUAUUGAUAAAAGGAAGAAGCCAAAUUUAAAUAGGCGAACUAGUACUUUAACUCGACCCAAAGUCCCUCCUCCAGCACCUCCUAAUAAGUUGAAAGACUCUGAAGAAGGAACAUCUGCUGGAACUAUAUCUUCUGGAGAUAGCCAGGAUUCCAUGAACAAGCAAAAAUAUGAGGAACCAGAAUAUGAUGUACCUGCCUUUGGUGCUGACUCAGAAUCUGAGCUGAGCCAGGGAGAAGAUGGAAGCCUGGAAAGAGGCAAACAGCAACUACUUAAGCAUUCCCCUGUGUCAUCUCUCCAAAGGGCAAACUCAGGUGCUGGAGAAUCAUCUGAGGAUGUGGCUCAUGAUGAAGAGACUAUUUAUGAAAAUGAAGGUUUCAGGCCAUACAUUGAAGAUGCUUUGUCAAGCAAAGAGUCCAGUAGUGAGUCUGAUUCUCAAAGAAAUUCAUCAGUAUCUUCAAUCCAAAGAAAUUCACAAUGUUCUGUUUCUCCCAGGUCCUCAUUUCUUAAGCCCAAAAGUGAUAAGGGAAUUCAGCCAAACCUUGGAAAGCCUAACUACUCCAGGAAUGAGGAAACAAAGCCAAGGUCAGCCUCAGAUGCUGGUUUAAGUAGCGUGUCUAAACUGGUCCUGAAGAGGGAUUCUGGGGAGAGUGUAUCUGGCAGAGCAAAACCAAUUGUGAGGCCUAAACCUUUCCUGAACAAAGCAGACUCUCAGAGUCAAGAAAGGAUGGACAUUAGCACUUUACGCCAUCAGCUAAAGCCCACUGGACAGCUCAGAGGUGGACUUAAGGGUUCAAGAAGUGAGGAAUCUGAAAGCCCACCACAUACAGCAUUUGGAAAUCCAGAAGAGUGCUUUAGAAGAAGUUCUGCAGAUCUCAUUACGGUUCCUCCCCCUACCAUAUUCUGUUCAAGCCAGCCAGCCAAAACAGAACAUGAAAACAACUCAUUGAAAUGUCUGUAUGUAACUACUGACUCUUACCAGAAAGUUCAAGAUUCUGAGAUCAGUUUCACAGCAGGCAUUGUGGUGGAAGUAGUAGAAAAGCAAGCAAGCGGAUGGUGGUACUUGAAGUAUGGAGAUCUAGAGGGAUGGGCUCCUUCUCACUAUUUGAUGCCUUGUGAUAACCAGCAGAAAGAAAUCACAUCCAAUGAGACCAACAUUUCACUGGCCAAGAACAGAAGAAAUGAAAGCAAAUCCAACAGUUUGGAGAAGAUAGAGAAGAAGGUCCAGGCACUGAACACCAUUAACCAGAACAAGAGGGCAACACCUCCUAUUCCCAGCAAACCUCCUGGUGGCUUCUCUAAAACAUCUGGAACUGUCAAAUUGCGAAAUGGAGUUAGACAGCUAGCAGUGAGGCCGCAAUCUGUAUUUGCCUCGCCACCACCCAAGGACAGCAACCUGUCUUGUUCCUUGCGUAGAAAUGAAUCUCUCACUGCCACAGACCACCUGAGGUCAAUACGCCGCAAUUCCUCUUUCAGCACUGCCCAGUCACAGAUUAGUGAUUCUAAAAUAAAACAGGCUGAUCAGUUGGGCUCAGAGGCAUCUGAGACUACCUCUUACCUACCUACUGAGCGAAAUGGAAUCCCAGUGUCCACAGUCAGGCCCAAACCCAUUGAAAAAUCCCAGUUCAUUCACAAUAAUUUAAAGGAUAUCUACAUCUCCAUUGCAGAUUAUGAGGGUGAUGAAGAGACUGCUGGCUUUCAGGAAGGUGUCUGCAUGGAGGUAUUGGAAAGGAACCCAAAUGGCUGGUGGUACUGUCAGAUCAUGGAUGGUGGGAAACCUUUUAAAGGAUGGGUGCCCUCCAAUUAUUUAGAGAAGAAGAAUUAGAAUUGCAGUGUCUUUAAAUUCCCUAAUUUAUACUUUUCUACUAUGUACUUAUGGAGACAAGGAAAGAUACAGUUAUGCAUUUCCUCUUGCUUUGCCAUGUAUACAAGGACAUUUAAACUGUACUUUGCAUGGAACAGCAAGCUGGCUAUAAUUUGAUGGUGUGUGAUGCAUUAAGGGUUGACUGCUUCAACAAAUAUCAAGAAAAGGCAGCUGGAACAAAGGCCUUUCUUGAGAGAUGGAGUCUUUUUCAAACCAUGUGCAACAGGGUACAUUAUCCCACCAUCCCAUUGUAAUAAUAGGAAACCAAUUGUGUGCCUUUCUCAGUAUAUUUUGGUGCCAAGCCUGGACAUGCUAAAUUUUGCAGCUUGUUGAUAUUCUUCCACGUGGAGUCUGUAAGUAUUUCCAAGCUGUGGAUGCUUUUCCUAAGACGUAUUUCAAGCAGAAUAGAUGAUGAAACCAGUCUAACCCAACCCUCAGCUAUGACAGCUUUCUUGGCAGAUAAUUGUUUGAAGACUCGAAGCCUUUUCACUAUGUAUUAUUGGUAUCUGACUUGGACCAUAUUUUUCCAUUUAUUACUUCAUUUCUCUCUCUUCCCUUCAGCUCUCCGUGGCACUUAUAGUGCUGUUCUCCUGUGGACCUGGUGAGGUAGUGCUGUGGUAUUCUGUGACAGCAAAUUUAACAUCCAGUUGGAAAGGGUCAAUUUUUUUAAAAAAAUGAAUUUGAAAUGUACCAAAGUCAUAUGUGGUUUCUAGGUGUUCAUAAAUCCACUAAAAAUGAUGCUUUUGUACUUAUUGGUUGGUUCUGUGUUUAAGUUCUCCUGGACAACCAGUAUUGGUUUUAGAACGUGUCUCAUACACCAGUUCUAACUGAGAUCUUUUUUGAUCUCCCUUGUUGAGCUGUGCAGUGGAAAAGCUCUAUACAAAGAUGGGAAAUGUACAUUGUCCACAGCUCAGAAGGGGAAGCCAUGGUUGCAUGAACCUUUUUGCUAUAUCAUGACCUGGCUGACUUGCAACGUAAGUUAAAGGGAAGGGCUUUCUUGACCACCCAUGUCUGGUUUCUUCUCUGACUAAUCCCUUGUUAUACAGAGCAUAGUUUCAGAGUUGCUUAUAUGAGGUUCCUAAACCCACGUAUGCUUCCUGUCCUCCACCCACAAAUGCUGCAAGGCUCCCACAGAUGCAAGGUGUGUCUUUUAAGUGAAAAACUAAGCUGACACUCCUCACGUUGUAGCAGCAAUGGCUUUUUCAGGAUUGUCUGAAAAGUUCUGUUGUCCAUCCCCUUGAGCUAUUAGAGUCCGGUGAUCUACAUGUCCACCAUAUGAAACUGAGAGCUGAGUCUAGCAUCGAAAAUUUACAUUUCACUGUGUAUUUUGGCAGUUAGGAUGCAUCACAUAGGUUAACAAACAUUCAAGUCACUGAAUUAUCCCCAAGUGUUAGUGAAACCCCUGGAAUUUGCAGUGCAAGCCCCACAUUUGCCGGAACUUCCCAUUUUUUCCCAAUAAAGGCAAAACUUUUCCAUAAGCAUAGAGGGACUGAAUCUCUACAGUGCAUGCAAAACACUUCCUUUCUUAUAGAAGAAAAUGAGGAAAUUCAUGUCUACCAUGUAGUUUCUGCACUGCAUGUCUCAAAAGAAAGUGCUCACACUGUGUAUGCCAUUUCCAAACAGUAGCUUUUUCAUUUUGCAGAGAAGCACCAGUGUUUACAAAAAAGGGAGGAGAGAGAAAUGGCUAUGGAUUUUUACACUCUGUAUCAUCUUUGUAUAUUUUGGGAAUAUCUAUGUUGUGAACCAGUUCUUCUCUGAAAAAGAAAACUGUGGGAAAUACUUCAGUGUUGGUUUUGUAUUGGGAGGAAAGCACCUGAGUUUUUCAGACUCACAGAGUGGAAAUUGCAUGAGUGUGCCAUUAAGUGGAGAAUGUUGCUAAAUGUGGAAGCAUGUGGUCUCCCAUUUUACCUUCUCUCACUCACUUAAUUUCCUUUCCUCGUUUAUUUAUGAUUUCAAGAUAUGAUACUUUGUGGUGCAACAUGGGCCAUGAUUAAAACCACUGGGGAAAGGCUUGGGGUGCAACAUGUAUUUAUUUUGAUGUGUCUUCAAACAUCUGCUCUUAAAUAAACGCUGUAUGUAUAACAGAAACCUCAGAAGGCCUUUGCUUAAGAACACUGGAGGUCAGACAAGAGCUUGAUGUCCUGUCUUGAGGGUCACCAUUUUAUGUAUUGAGAGGGAAGAAAACCUAUUGAAUUUUGCUUUAACUGUGACACAAGAAGCAGUUCUCUAGUCUUCCAGAGAUAGUUUAUUCCUGUAACCAGUUUAUAGAUGAAAGAACAGGGAGAUUUUAAUUAGCUCAAACAAAGAUUUUCUUCCAAAGUGUUCAGUAUACUAUGAAGAGGGGGUGUUUAGUUUGGUUCCCCCCACCGCGCAAUUCUUGCCUCUUGUUAUAUUUAGUGUUACUGGAGUACUUGUAUUAAAAUUACCAUGGCAAGUGCCAAGGGAUUGAUUUCUGCAGCUCAUGUUGCUAAUGGCCUUUUACUUUGAUCAUCUGAGACAACAUCGAAGGCUGUGACCCACCCAAGUUCUGUUGCUAUAAUUCAGUCUGUAUGGAUAAAAAGGAGACUUGGGGUAAAGAGGGAAACUUCAGUAGAAGUGGGUGGGAAGAAGACCAUUAUUUACACUGUGAAAAUGGUGCAAAUUUGGUCAGAAGCAGCUCAAACCAUUGUAAAUCAUUUCUUCCCAAGGUCUAGCAGCUCUGUGUCUUGGAAGUUUCCCUCCAUUUUUAUGUCCUGCUAAAAUCUUAGUAGCCAUUUAAAGGACUGCCAGAGCUGCUGUGAGAUUAUAAUAGAAAUAUUAUGUUCUUCUGCUGGACAGUAUUAAAUAGAGCAAUACUUAGAGUGAUCUGCUAGAUUGCAGUACUAAUAGUAGUGAUUUAGCAAUUCCUAUUAAUGUUUUAUGGUUUAUUUUUAACAAUAAUGAUGAGGAAGUGGUUCAUUAUUUUGAGUUAAUGCACUUUAACCAUUAAACCAAAUGCAGAAAGUCAAGUGCAUUAUUUAAAGAUGCAGUAUAUAAUAAUCAUUUUUAAAAGUUCAGCUAUUUAUUAAAAUAAUUUAUGAUUAUUUAAAAAUGUACUAUACAGUUUUGUUCUAAAGAUGUCAUCAUCUCCUGGGAAACCUAAAGUGCGACUCCCCAAAAUUCUGCAAUGAGCUGUUGGAUUCUCAAAAUACAGUUAAUUCAGUUAGCAAGCAUUAAAUUGUUGUCUUGAGAUGGAGACAUAUGUUUCUUAAUAAAGCUACUUAAGAAUUAUGCUGUCUUUACCCCGAGAGUAAGUAGAACACAAAUAUUUUAAAUAAAUACAUUCCUAAACAUUGUCCUGAAGACUCUCCUGUGAGGAAUUCAUGCCAAGUAGAGUCACAAGAUCUCCCAGAUUCUCUCACCUCAUUUCAUGUGCUAGCAGGUGAAGCGUCUUUGGAAUUCUUGGUGUUCCCCGGUGCUUCCCUGAUAAAUGCGAACAAUUCUUCAGUCAUAUUAUGAGUGGAGGAUUCUGACAUGCUAAAUUAAUAUCUCGAUGCUACUUUAAAUGGUCUCUAAAAAAAAAGUAUUCUUUGCUGGAUCUAAGAUUUAUGGCUGGUCCACAGUUGUACUGAUGAUGGAUGUAUCUUUUCUUGGCUUUAUUACGCCCCAGAAACCAAAGCAAUUCCAUUCAUAGCUAAUGUCUGCAUGGUACGAAACAAGCAUGGGAUACAUAAGUGUUGACUUCUUGCAAGGGUCCUAGGUUGAGCACAGUUGUCCAUCAAGAAUUACUUAGGAUUUUCUUAAACAUGCUUAAUCGGUAGGAUCUUUCAUGCAUCAAACAAAACAGCCCUAGCUUGGGCCAGCAGGGCAUUCUGCUUGCCAAUUUCAUAAUUGUUUGUUUAAAAUUAUGGUAGUUAAUUUCUGUGGGGGGUGGCAAAAUGGGUGAUUUCUGAAUUGCGUGUAUUUGGCUAAGCAAUCCUUGAUUUUUGCAUUUUGCCUAUUCCAAAAAGUCUCUUAAUAGUCCUCAUGUUGGUUUGACUUGGAGCUGAUUUCAUGAUGCAUGAACAUAACAUUUGAGCCCAGGAAUAGAGGGGUGGUAAUCAUAUAAAGGGCACUAGCAAGCACCUUUGAAAAAAUAGUCAAUUCACUGUUUUCCACAUUCCCUCCAGCCCAUAAGGUGCAGUUGUUCAUAUAGGCAAUUUUGUUAACAAAUCAUUACAGUUGUCAAACUGUUGUAGAGACAUUCAUAGCCAUUUUAAGUGACUAUUUAAGUGACUUAAAGAUCAUAAGAAACUUUUCCCCGUCCUAUUAAACUGCCAUUCAAAAAUGCCAAUAUUAUUUGGGGAAGGCAAGCCAGUUCCCCAUUUUUAAAACUAAAUUUGUCAAAACUUGGUGAUUUUAAAACAUAAAUGCACUUUGAACAUUUUUUAGAAUUACAUACUGCAUCUAAAUUAAUUCUCUAGGGAGCGACUGAAUAAAAUAUUUUGUGAAGUCAGAGUGCCCUCUUGUGGAUGGAGGAGUGGCUUGAAAUUGUCUUCCUGGACAUUUGUGAUUGCCUUAGCCAUCCAUGCUUUCAAAAAUGUUUGAAAAUGGGAAUGAUUGAGAUGGAAAAAGUCAAAACGCAGCUUAAAUUUUAGACAAAAUCGUAAAAUUUGAAACUUAUGUUCUGCUGUAUACUGCAACUUUAAUGAUAAUGAGCACUUCUGAGUUCGUUAUUGCAGUUUUAUAUAAUGCCUGAAAAUAUGAUCUUUCCAUUUUAAAAAAAUUCAUUGUCUAAAGCUAAUUUCAGUCUGACGAUCUGCUUAGAACAGUCACCUGUUACAAUUUUUUUGUCCAAAAAGGCCUAGUUUUCCUAAGCAGCAAAUAAAGGUGGUAAGCUUGUGUCUGGAUUGUACCACUACAGAUUGCAGGUGGGGCUCACUCACUCAAAAAGUUGAAUGCUCAUCUAUCCCUUACCUGCAGUUCUGGACAUAGAAUGAUAGCAUGAUAGGGAUGGAGGUGAAGCUAUAGCAUUGAUCUCUAAAGAGAUCUGUGUAUGCUUUGUACAGUAGAGUAUUCCAUCCUAUGGACCUCGCCCUGCAAAUUAAACUGAUACAAUCCAAACCCAAAUUUGCUUCCUCAUUUACUGUAUUUGUGAUGAGUAGGCACACUGUUCAUAAAGAUCUCUUGGCUAGGAUCCAUAGAGCUGCUAGAUUCACUCUUGGAGUUUGUACUGGGACAGUGACAAACAGCUUACAAAACUUUCUUCACUUUGUUUCUUACAGCAACUUGCUAUGCAGCAUAGUGAUGAUGUUCUUGUUUUAGCUCUAUUGUCAUGGACCUAGCUGCAGUGAUCUUUGGAUCUUGGCCCAAGUUUCCAGUGACUGAUCCACCUUUGUGUACACAAGGGGGCACAGUGCUACUCUAGCACAUUUGCAAGGAAUUAUGUUCCACUGGCUUCAAUGAACUUUAAUUCCCAGGAAAUGUGUUUAGGAUUACAGUCUUGACUGAGUGCAAAAUAGUUUUGAGUCAGACUUUUCAAAUAUGCCUUUUGGUAGGUUACAACAUUAACAACAUUGCUCAAAGACUGGGUAAUUCAGAUUUUGGGACAGGUAAGCAAAAUGCAUCUGGAUUUCAAGUUUACAUUGAGGUAAUAGAUGGGGUUGGACCCCUUCCAAAGCUUCUUUCAGGAACAUUUUGACGACGGCAUUAUGGAAUUGCAUUUUUUAAAGUAUUUUCAGAUAUUAGUGUGGCAUAUUUUAUUGUAAAGUAUAUUCAUUGCUUUCCUUUGUUAGAAAUGUGUUACUGCUUUCUAUCAUUUUAUGAGAAAUGGAAAGGAAUCUGGUAAAACAUUCAUAACUUUCAUAUUAUUAGCAUUUACUAAAUAGAAAUAGUAUUUAAGUUUUAGAUCUCUAAGUAGUUUGUUCAUUUAAAUUUCUGUCAUAUUAUUCUUGUUUCAUCCCUUUUUCCAAAUAUUUUGCAUUCUCAAGAUAAAAGUCCAAUGGAAGGAUAUGUGCAAUAAGGAAAGAGAAGAAACAGGACCCUCAUCCAGGACUCAAAGUGGGGAACGCACAGUGUGAUGAAGUCUCCCAUUUUCUUAUAGUGCACUCUUGGGGCGGGGGAGAGAGUAGGCAGUGGGGGAGGGAGCCAGUCAAGCCACUAGGUGAAGGAUUUCUGGUACAAACCAAUUAUAAGUGUGAGUUGAGAAUUGGCUGAGUGUUGUUGCAUGAGUAAAUCAUGUUCAGUAAGGAGUGUAAAGAUUGUGUUGUUUAUCUGACCUCUCCCUCCCCCCCCCAAAAAAAAAUAUGUACUGUUUCUCCUUCAGGGAAUCUAAUUGAUUCAACUAGACAUGUUGUGUGCAACGUGAGUAUCAAAGUUGCCAGCACUGAAUAGAUGCAGUUGGAUUGAAUGGUAUGGAUGUGCUGCUGGUACAAGAGAGAGGAGUGGUGGUCCUGCCUCAUUCUCCUACUAACUGCAGCCUCCAGAGCAAUACAGCUGGAAGAGUUCCCCAUCACGGGGCUGAUAGCAGAAAGAAAAAGGGAAACUUCCCCUUCCAUCAGCAGCCUAUCUGUGGGAGUCAUGCUAUAGUGUGUUGGCAAAACACAAUCAGUCUUAAAAUGUGGAUUAAUCCUGUUAGUGAAGCAAGUAUGUCACAUAGUCGUUUACCAUUUAAAUGCUAUAAUAGUGCCAUCCAGAAUUUAGCCCAUUAAACAGGAAGAUGCCCUUUCAGGCUGUUCUCCAAUGGGAAAGUUUUCUUAUCUUUACCUCUUAAGGUCCCCUGGACUUAUUUUGGUUUAACCUCUCAAAAUGUAUCCAAUUUUUCUUUGUCCACUUAUCAAAUGAAGCACAUGGACAACAAUGUUGUUUGCUGCUUUUUUGUUCUCAAAGAAAAGGAGCAACUGAGUCCAUCAAAGUCAAGUGAUUCUACAGGCUUCAGUUUUAGAAAACCCAGUUAUCACCUCAGGCUUUUAUUCAAACCAGAAAUUAACACUGCAUGCUUACUAGAUGUUUGGGCAAGAGAUCCACAAUGCUGAUACUACACUAGAUGUUUUAAAUAUCUUGGAUUUUUGCAGUUAAAUACUCAAGAAUCUAUCAGGCACAACCUAGGCUGUCUCCUAGAAAACCCCACUAUACAUGUUUGCCAUUGGUCAGGGUUCUGUAAUUAAUUGAAGUGUUUAACAGGUACGAAUUGGGAGAAAACAUUUCUGUGUAAAUAAGUCUACCUUUUUUUAAGGAUAUGAGGGGUUCUCCCUCUUUGGCAGAUGCAUAGAGAGCCCUGACAAAUACAUAGAACAUUUACAACAUUUUACAGUGAUCUCAUGGGCUUGUAUGAAGGUCUAUAUUGGUGUCCUAUUCACCAUUUGAAGAAAGGAGGAGUUUCCAAGUAAUGUACUGUAUCUAAGGCCUUUUUAAGCCUCCAUAAGGUCUACUGCCAAUAUUUCCAACGCAGGCCCUUCAGUUGCUGUUGUCUGAGCUUGAUGUCUCUGUGUUGAAUAACUUGCAGAGCCUUCUGUAAGAUUAAAAUAUCCCUCAUUUUGGAGGGGCUUGAAUAAGUGUGUGCGUGUGUGUGUGGUAGGGGGUGAAUGUAUGUGAAGGUGGGGGAAAAGGUUGAAUGAGUUUAUCCUUGCAGUAGGGCAUGUUUUGCAGACUUUGAGCAAAACUCCCAUUUAAAAUCCAAAUUCUGCAUUCAGGGUUUUUCUUCCUAAGUGCGAUGCUCUCUUGGACCCAGCAUAAUCAAAGACACAGUAAAUGGGUCUCUUUUUACAGUUGAGGUUUACAGCGUGGGCCGGACCCACACAACAUUUUUCUUUGUUAGUGAGUGCAGUUCUUUCUUUAAAUCUAAAAUGGAUGGAAAACUUCACACUGUCGUUUUUGCACUUUUUUUCCCCUGUGCAUCCCACCAGCCACUGUUGUCCUGUGUUGAGACUCCUGUUCAUUACAAAAUUGAAAUAUUUGGGUAAUGGUCAAAAAGAAGUAACUGGAACAUGACUGAUGAGAAAUUGAUUGGAUUUUCCAAUAACAGCUAAUUGAACUUCAUAAUGGCUUUUAUUACACAAUUUGUCACUGUGGCUGUUUUUUAUGUGUUUAUGUUAAAUAGUGACUCCUAUUAAUUCCAAAAUCUCUGUUCCAUCAUAAAAUAUGGUAAUUGCAUCUUGAAAUCAAUAACCCAAAGAGCUAAGAUAAUUUGUUAUGUAUUUUAUAUUUAUUCUGUGCGUUUUACAAGGGAAAUUUUGUAGGGGUUCAUGAAAUGAUUAAAGGAAGCUCUAAUUGUGUUCAGGCCAGCCUCUUACCUAGCAACUCUGCCCCCACUUUUCAGGCUGUUGCUAGUAAGCAGUGAAAGCCAAGUAAUGAUUUAACAUCUUGAAGCAUUUUAAAAUUUGGCCUCUUGAGCUUUGUAAAAUUCUACAGAUCUAAACCACACAUUUUGGGAUGGUUGAUGUGCCAUACAUUUAAAAUGCAUUGCAGCUUCUAUUGUGUAAAUGGAGAGUUGUGUGUUAGAUGUUCUGAAGGUGCAGAAAGGUCUAUGCAGAAAACCCAAGAAGAAAAAUACUGUAGUCAAUUUUAGUUGAAAUCGAGAGAAAGUUGUCACAAAAAUCAGUCAAGAUUUCACACUUGCCUUGUGAGCUGUGACAAAUCUUCUGAGUAGUUAAUAUAGUAUUGUCCUUUUAAUUGUUGUUCUGAUUUUCUUAUUGUCUACUAUAAGGGAAAUGUAAUAGAGGUCUGAAAGAGUAUGUUGGUAAGGAGAUGGUGAAGCAUGUGUGGUUGUCCUUGGGUUGUAGGGUAGAGAUGGGUCGUGGGAUGUGUUCAUUUUUGUUUGGCUUGCUUUUCCUCAGGAAGGGAUCUUCUUGUUGCUGUAUUGGUUCCUUCUGCAGUGUAAGUUGAAGAUUGCAAGUUCUUAGGUUUUUGAUUUUAGGAAGUAUCCAGGAGGGGAUCAAUAAUGGUGUGAAUUUGGAGAAAGAAAGGGCCCAGUGAUAGUUGAUGUUGCCAGAAGAAGAAGAAGAAGAUAGGCUGGUAAAACAGUGAACAGCAAACAUGAUUAAUUUAUUGGUUAGAGCUGUUCAAAAAACUUUUGGUUAUUUUUUUAGAUGUCAAUUUUGAGGUCACAGUUUACAGUUAAAAGCUGCAUUUGAUUCACACGUACCUCUUUAAAAAGGCAUCUGUUGCACCAGACAAGUCUUGUAUCUCAAGGAUGAUGAUGAACUUAUAGGAAGAAUGUAAUAUUUAUAGUAAGAAUUUUAAAUUGUUUGCAUAGUAAAGUAACCACUCUAAGCAUUUUGCUACACCAGCAGUAUCUGCCCAAACUGGUUUGUUUACUUAAGGUAGUAUACAUCAACUAAGAGACAGAACCACCAUAGUGUUAUUACUUUUCAGCUCUCUCCAUCAUUUCUGUAAUAGUAAGUUUGUCAAUAUGGUGGUCCAACUGUGUUUUGGUCUGGCAUUGGAACUCAAUCCAAUGGGGGGAUACUAUAGGUAAUAUUGAGAGUUUACUCUGUAGGAUUAAAAACCUUUCUGUCAAAAUAUUUAAGCCACAGUUGGUCUUUUUCUUGUACCCCAGAGUAUUAAAUUGGAAUUCAUGUACAGAAGCUGGAUUUCCUCUAUUCCAGAUUUCUUUUCAAAAUCUGAGGCCUUUCUGCACAAAUAGUAUCUAUCCCCCUAGGUUUCAUGUUUAGCAGAAGGUUUUGCCCAAGGGCAAAGUUCUGGUUUGUUAGUACAUUUUAUCUGCAUCCAGGUGCAGGAAUCUUUUUUGCAUAUGUUGGGUUUGGUUGUCAAAUCCAGAAUAGUUUCCUGGAUACUCUGGUUAUUAUAGGCACAUUCUGAUCUUUUGAGCACUGAGUUGUUCAAAGUGGAUCUGAGAAAAUAUGGUUAGGAGACACACAGGUUUUGUAAUUUAUGUGAAUCAUUUUUAUAUAAUUCUAGAAGACUGCAUAAAGAUGGACUUGAGCAUUUUAAGAACUCUAUAUUGAUUCUAAACUAUACUCAUCAAAUAUUCCACAUUAAUCCAGAACAAAAGAAUCAUCCUCCCUUUAUUAACCUGGAUUCAAAGAGAGUUCAUUUAAGCAUUCCUUAAAACCUACAAUUCAUAUUAAUCUCUCUUACAUAUGAACAUGUGGAUUAGAUAUGUGUUAGACAGAAACAGGCCUUUUCUAUUCUGUCACUCAUAGAUGCAUUUGUGUCUGUGCUAUAAUUUGUCCAGCAUGAUGGUUUAUCAUAGAUACCUAAAUAUUUAGGUAAUUUAUAGCUCAAUCCUAAUAAAUUAGGUAAUUUAUAACUCAAUCCUAAUAAGGCCAUUGACUUAAGUGUAUUUAGGAAGGUGUAACUCUGUUUAGGAGAGCACUGUAAUUAAAGCUUGUCUAGGUGUGGAACUUUUUUCAUUCUAGUUGUUGUCAACAUAAAGAAAUGAGAAAUAAUUAGAUACCUUUAAAAUGUUCUCAAAAAACCGAUUAAAGAUCAGCAUCUGGAAUUGAUGAUAUAUGAAUUCUUCUGAUUUCUAGACACAGAUACAAACACCUUUGGAUCUGUUUGAUGGUUGGCAUCCUCAUACUUUAUUAUGAUUGUAAGAUAUAGAAAUCAUAAAGCCUGAAAAUCCAUACUGUGUCUUGUUCAAGCAUCUGACAGUAAUGUUGCUUGAUAAAUGAGCUAAUGUCAGUUUCAGCCAUCCUACAUUUUUUUGUCACAUAAUUAUAUUUUCUGGAGGGGUCUUUGGUAUAAUUUUCCUGUUUAUAUUUAGAUCAUAUCAUCUGAAUAUCAUCUCAGAGAUCCUGUAGCAUCUAUAUUGGCUAGAAGCUAGCAUAGCAGGAUAUCAAUAUAAAUUGGAACCUUGUACCAGGAGACGUCCUGCACAGUAAAAAUACCUUGCUGAACAUAUGCACAGUUUGUUAAGACGCCAACAAGUAGCCUAAACUGCAAAAACAGCAGCCACUGUCACUUUUGGUAGAUCACACAUGCUUUUCAGGAUAUCAGGCAAGCAAUCUGCAAUUUUACUCAUGUCUUCCAGAAUCACUUGCGGGGGCCCUGAGGUUGCAUUCUGUCUACCGAAAUAUUGCAAAGGAUCCCGGAACAUACCUGUUGGUUUAUGCAGUGCAUACACUUAGAUAUAGAUAUACAAAUCCCUGUGUGUGAGUGCAUAUCCAUGCAUGUGUUUAUACGGCAAAAGGCCUUUUUAAAAAACUGCCAAGAGUUCCAAUUUCAGCCUCUUUUAUUCCCAGUUCCUGCAAUGUGAAACCGCAAUAUAAUAUUCAAUAUAUCUCAGGCACAGAGAACUUGAUGAUAAUUAACUGUACCUCACAGUCAUCUCCCAGUUUACUCAUUGCAUGGACCAAAGUUGGUGCUAAUAUGAACUUUAAUUCUUAUAUUUAUGUGUUCUGUUGAGUUUUAUGUGUUUUAAAAUCAAACUGUUUAACGAAAAAAUCUUACCUUUGGUUUCAGGCUUAUGGAAACCCACAAAAGAUCUGUGGAAUUCCAAAGUAUGUAAAAGCUGGCAUGUUUUUUUAGUUGGGGUGGGGGGAGGGUAAAGGAUACUUUUGUAUUCAUAAAUUUGUGAAAUGUAAGAUUUGAUUUAUGGCAACUUUUUUUUAAUCCAUUUGUUUACAUGGUCUGUUCUGUGUUGUAUGGAAAAAAAAUAAAAGUUUUUGCUCUUUUUAA